GAAUGUAAAUGAAGCAUUCGCCCGGAGAGAAGGAGAAGGAAGGAAGGAGGCGGCUUUAAAAAUAACACAUAUACCCACAGAGUUCUUUUUUUUUUCCCGGAGGGCGGGGAGAAGGAUAAAGAAGUAGCCGGCAGCCAUGCACUGGGGGACGGAGCUUUGGGAUCAAUUUGACAAUAUAGAGAAACACACACAGUGGGGAAUUGACUUCUUGGAAAGAUAUACUAAAUUUGUGAAAGAGAGACUAGACAUAGAACAGAGCUACGCAAAACAGUUAAGAAAUCUUGUUAAGAAAUAUGGUCCCAAACGUUCCAGCAAAGAUGAAGAACCCAGAUUUACCUAUUGUCAGUCCUUCUUUCAAGUUCUGAAUGAGCUCAAUGACUAUGCAGGGCAGCGUGAAGUUGUUGCUGAAGAAAUUGGCCACAGAGUUUAUGGAGAGCUCAUGAGGUACUCUCAUGAGCUGAAAAUGGAAAGGAAAGCACACCUUCAAGAAGGACGUAAAGCCCAGCAGUAUCUUGAUACAUGCUGGAAGCAGAUGGAUAAUAGUAAAAAAAAGUUUGAGAGAGAAUGCAAGGAGACUGAAAAGGCACAAAUGUGUUACGAGAAACUAGAUUCUGACCAUAAUGCAACAAAAGCAGAUGUUGAGAAGGCGAAACAACAGUUAAACCUUCGAACCCAUAUGGCCGAUGAUUGUAAAAAUGAAUAUGCCGCUCAACUGCAGAACUUCAACAAUGAACAGCAGAAGCAUUUUCAAUUCAUCAUGCCUCAGAUUUUUAAGAAUCUACAAGACAUGGAUGAGCGAAGAAUUGUAAAGUUAAGCGAGUGUUACAGAGGAUUUGCAGAAGCUGAGCGUAGAGUUGCACCAAUUAUCAAUAAAUGUUUAGAGGGAAUGAUCAGCGCUGCAAAAUCUGUGGAUGAUCGUAAAGACUCUCUGAUAGUGGUGGAAUCCUUUAAAUCGGGUUUUGAACCUCCUGGAGACUUUCCAUUUGAAGAUUUCAGCCAGAAUAUUUAUAGGACAGUGUCAGAUGGCAGUCUGAGUGCACAAAGACAAGAGAUAAGGGGGGAUCAGAAGUACACAACAGGAAAAAGUAAAGGAAAAUUGUGGCCUUUCGGCAAGAAAAGCAAGGGAACUACAUCAGAAGACUUUAGUCAUCUGCCACCAGAACAGAGGCGCAAGAAACUGCAACAGAAGAUUGAUGAACUUAACAAGGAAUUGCAGAAAGAAAUGGAUCAAAGAGAUGCCUUAAACAAAAUGAAAGACGUUUAUGAACGAAAUCCUCAGAUGGGUGAUUCUGGUAGUUUGCACCCAAAGAUAUCAGAGACCAUGUGCAACAUUGACAAACUACGUCAUGAGAUUCAAAAGCAUGAGACAUGGCUCUUUGAGGUUGAAAACAGAACAUGUGGAAGAGGAGAUAGGCGAUUAAGUGGUGGUGCUAUGUUCGAACGACCUGCCGAAAUUAACCAUCAUGGAACACCUGGAAGAGAAAGCCCUGAAGGGAGCUAUAUGGAUGAUCCAAAUCAAGAGCAGAGAACGAACCAGAGAUACCCAGAACCACAUCGUUCAGCUGAGUUUGAUGAUGAAUUUGAAGAUGAUGAGCCUCUACCUGCUGUUGGCCACUGCAAAGCUCUAUACCCAUUUGAUGGGCAAAAUGAAGGGACGUUAGCAAUGCGAGAAGGAGAGGUAUUGUAUGUUAUUGAAGAAGAUAAAGGAGAUGGCUGGACAAGAACACGCAAACAGAAUGGACAAGAAGGCUAUGUGCCAACAUCAUAUGUAGAUAUUACUCUAGAGAAAAACAGUAAAGGUGCAGUGACCUAUAUAUAAAUAUAAGAUGCUGAAAUCCAGUUAUACUCAUGUGGGAAAUGCAUUAAUUUAAACAGCUAAAAGAAUAGUGGAGAAACAUUAAGAGUAUGAAUUCUUAUAUUUUCUGUGUUCCUACUGCAUAAUUCUUUGUUCACCAUGUGAGCUGAAUUUAUCAAUUGAGAUUUUAUUCUUAAAAGUUAUCCUUUGUGCAGGAAUGCAGACCCUGGAUUAUUCCAUGUCAUAGUAUUUGGAAACAGUUUAACUCUAGUAUUGUUACCUGAAAGCAUUAAUCCUUCCUAUUAUUCCUGAUGCCUUAAAUUUUGUAUAUGUGUAUAUAGGUGAAGGUUCUUGGUGUUUUAUAUUUUUUAAUCCAUCAUUGAAACCAAGGUUUUCAGACUUUUUAUUGAAAUAUAAAUUUUUAAUUUAGAAGUAGUAAUCUAGAUUUAAAAACUAACAGUCCUUUGCUUUAUUUAUAACAUUUAAGCAAAAACUUGAUUCACAAUAAAUAACUUUUGUGUACUGGUGGGAGGGUGCAUUAAAGUGUUCGUUACAUUCAUGUUUCAUUUUUAAAAAUAGAACAUAAUCUGCAUUUGCCCUUGAAAUGUUCUGUUAUUACUUAAGGAUUAUUUUUGCCAAUUGUCAAGAUGAAAAUCUGACUUCAACUAAUUUAACUUAACCUCUUUCAAAACCUGGAUGCAGAUGUGGUACUUUAGGGUUGCAUAGUUAACGAAUUCUAUCUAAAACUUAUAAAGUUUCUCCUGUUACCUUUUAUUUCUUUUGUUUGUUCCAGCUGAAUUUAGUAAUGGUGCUUUCUUUCUUUUCCUCUCCCGGACUGCAGGUUCCUGAAUUGGUGUGUGGGUUCUUGAAACAUUGGGCGAGGCAUUGAAGGAGGUUGCAUGCAGCUGUUUUCUGGGUGGGGAGAGGGCAUGGCUGAAAGAUUGAGGCUGGUAGAUGAGGAAGGAGGAGGAAACUGCAUGUUUCAUAUUGGUUAAUUUUGCUACUAACACAGUUAACACCAUUCUAACUACAGUUCACAUGGUAUCUGGUGAAUCAACAGUACAGUAUUUCAUAGGUCAUAAUCAAUGCCAAAGGUUUAUCUGACCCAGGUAAAGUACAUUCAAAAUGACUUUGCCAUCAGAUAGUAUUUUAAAAUAUAGUGCUGUCUGCCUGUGCCAUCCUACAUGCUCGCCCUAACAUGCUGUUGCAUGCUUUCGUAAAUCACACUAAAUAUUCACUUCAGAAAUGUCUAGACUGUACUGUGGUUGGCCUGUUUUGUUGUUGUGCAAUCCUUACGUUACCUAGCAUAAUCCCUUCUCGAUGUUUCACUUUUGUAGUUCCAUUCCAUUUUUCAUUUGUGCUGCUACCCAGUACUGCAUGGUAAUAGUGUGUUGAUUUACCAGUGUUGAGGAGCUCUGACAAGCCAGUAGAUGCAACCUUUCAUUUUUGUCUGUGUAUAGUUUAUGAAUUCUCCUCCCUCCUUGCUUUUGGCCUGCAUAUUUUGUGUGUAUUGGAUUGAUCAAUGAAGACUGAGUCAAUGGAAACACACCUGAAAAACAGCAUGGCUUCAGGAAAACAAGCAUGGCUCACUGUGAAGAGACACAAUUGGGCUCAAACUUUGAGAGAUGUGCAACGUGAGCUCAGUGAAGAUACACCAACCAUUUACUUUAUCACUAUCUUACUAUACAGCUGCUGCCUUAAAUCAACUGUUUUAACAGAAGAGUGCCUAAAUCUGCUGACUGCCAUUGUUUCCAGUAGUCUUUCUCAAGGCUCACAUUUGUUGCAGGCUCAUGGCAGCUCAUCAGUUUUGAUUGACUUGUGUAUUCUCUUGGUACUCCAGCUGCUGAUGUAGUCAUACCUAGUAUAUAAAAAAAAACGGUACCAGAGGAAUUUUGCAACUAAGAUCUCUGUCAACAUUUAUAUUGUUUUUAAUACUAAAGAUUUGUAUUAGUUAACAAGAUUUAUUUGAAAUGAAUGUUUUUCAAUUAGUAUUUUGUAAUUUUUUUCAUUCUGGUUGAGUCUUAAGAAUAACCAAUUCAUAUGAAGCUCUAGUUUAUUCAGGAUAGCUGUGCAGAUCCUCUCCUCUGGUGUGGUCACACAUGUCAAUGUGUGGAUAUGUUGACUCUUGUGGAUAUUAUACGUAACCUAAACCAUGUGCACUUUUAUCUAGUUGAGCAGUAAUGCAAGUGCAGACUUUUUUUUCUUCCAGAAUACUUAAAGCUGCAUGUAAUGCAAACUUUGUUCUCAUGUUGCAGUCCAUGUUCAACCUGUGAUCUUAACUGCAGUUAUACAACCUUCAAUCAAUUUCAAACCCACCAGAAAAAUUCUUCAAAUUCAAAUGUUUUUGAUUAUUGGGUCACUUGGAAUGAGUUUUAUCAAGUGGCAGGAAAAAAAGGCAAGCCUUCUCAGCAGUACCUUUUGAAAUGAUCUAAAAUAUUUUAUGACUUGAAGUCCAAUUUUAUCUAUGCUGUAGAGAGGACCAUUUUGUGUUAGUUUAAAAUCUGAAUUUUCGGUAAAACUGAGCAAAAAUGGGGUGGACUGUGCAGAUAUGAUUUGAUGCUUUGACCCAAAUCUGUUUAUUACUACUUGUAUCUGGUUGAGUUUCCUGUAUAGAAAUUACAAAUGUGAAACUAUCUUCUGUCUAUUUCCAUUGUAUUAAUUUCUGGAUAUAUUUAAAUUUACUUGCUGGUAUAACAUUUUAGUGUUUCCAGACCAAAUUGCACACGCCAACCACACAAAGCAUUACAUUUAACCAUUUACUAUGGUUAACAUGAGUUACCCACUAAAGCUGAUAAAUAUGUGGAAACCUUUCACUGCAAUAAAAAUAAUAAGACAUUGUGUAACAGAAAAUUCUUAUUUCUGUUCCAUGGUGACUUCCUGGUAAGUGAAUAGAAUUUCUGGUAGACUGAUUGCGGAGUUGACAAAAAUCCACUAAUGAUCUUUAAAUGUUCAGAAGAAUUUGGAUUAAAUGACUUUUUAAAAUACUCUUUUUAAAAAAAAAAAAUUCUGAAGUAUACAUGCUUCCUUGUAUUCAAGUAUGUGUAUUUUUAAAGUGUUAGUUCACUAUAAAUUUGCAACAUGGUGGCACAUAAUCUUGUUUAUUGUACAUUUCUGAAGUAAACCACUAUGAAAAUAUUGGCAAUGGUUUGUAGAGUAAUCUUUCAAGUAGGCACUAAGUAUGAUCUGAGUUGUCUUAAUUUUUACAGCAAUUUAACUGUGAAAGUGCUAGAAUGUAAUAGAAAAGCUACUUUUUCCAUAGCUGUAAAUCUGCAGUUAGGUAAGUGAAGCAGACUGUUAUCCAGUUUGUAAUGUUGUAUCGCUUUUGCUUUGUAUGUAAUUUUAGGUAUGCUGCUUUUUGUGAGGAAAUCUACAAAUAUAAGUAAAGAGGCAAACGAUUGAAGGAGGGAUUUUUCUUGCACAUUACAAUUUUUUUCAAGUUAUAUACAGUGUGUGAGGAUCUGGUUAAAAUUGUAACUGACAAGUUGUCAGGCAAAGUAGAAUGUAGUGUGAAAAGCAGCCAAGGUUUUGAAUUAAUGAUCUUUAUGCACAUGUUGAUUUUUGAUUCUUGUUUUUAAAAACACUUAAGAUACUGUUUAAAAUACCUUGUUGAGAACUGUUUAAAUAAAUUAAUGUAUUCCACGGAGUUUUGUCUAUUUAAGCAUCUAUUAACUAAUGUUUUGCUUUUCUUUCUGAAAUUAAACCAGUUUUGAUACUCCUA
Messenger RNA from Carcharodon carcharias (great white shark), 5513 nucleotides. It is a transcript of the gene fnbp1l, whose product is annotated as formin binding protein 1-like. NCBI's taxonomy places the organism in Eukaryota, Metazoa, Chordata, Chondrichthyes, Lamniformes, Lamnidae. Gene Ontology annotation, molecular function: protein binding. Gene Ontology annotation, biological process: signal transduction. The record is from RefSeq and is a predicted model, not a curated record. Bases 137 to 1819 code for a protein of 560 amino acids. The transcript is spliced from 14 exons.